GACUCUGAAGCACGGUACAGAGAAGGACAGGUAAGGUUCAGUGCUCACUCUUCAUCUGGACAUGUCUGUGACUCUGAAUUAACGUGUUUCCUGAAUGCUCACCUUGAAUAUUCACCUGUUCUGCGGCUGAAGGAGGAACCAUGAGCCCCUGAACCCCUGGACUGGACUCCCCCAUCUGCACAGAGUCCCUCGGCUCCGCCUUGGGUGAAGCUGACAGACUCCAGCUCCGUCACCGCCACCUCGUCUCUGCCCAAGCAGCGCCGCUCACAGCCCUCCCCGACCGGGGAGGCUCCUCUCCAGAGAUGAAGGGCGAUGGAUCAGAGUAUCUGUGUUUAAUCCUCCUGCUCCUCCACCAGACCUCUGUCUCCAGACCAGCUCCAGAGAGGUUCCAGGUUGUUGGUCCAGCCGAUCCUGUUGUUGCUGAUGUUGGUGAAGGAAUUGUUCUGCCCUGUUACCUCGAACCCAAUAUCAGCGCUGAAGACAUGCGUGUGGAAUGGUUCAGAGUUGACGCUGCAAUCACACAAGUGCAUCUUUACCAACAGCGAGAGAACAAAAAUGACAGUCAGUCCCCAUCUUACAGAGGAAGGACAGCACUGUUCCCAGAGGAGCUGAAGAAAGGCAACGCUUCACUAAGACUGAGCAGUGUGGAAGUCUCUGAUGGGGGACAGUAUAAAUGUCUGAUUCAGUCUGAUCUGUGGUAUGAGGAUGUUUCUCUUUCAGUGACAGUAAGAGCUGUAGGAACUGAUCCAGUGAUCUCCAUGGAGGGAUACAGAGAAGGGGGGAUCGGCCUGCUGUGUGAAUCUAAAGGCUGGCAUCCUGAGCCUGAACUCAUCUGGCUGGACAGUGAGGGACACAGUCUCCCUGCUGGACCUACAGAGACACUCAGAGACAGUAUGGGCCUCUUCAUCGUGAGACGAAGUGUCAUCGUACAGGAGGGAGACACUACUAGGUUCACCUGUCGAGUUCAACAGCAGCAGAUCAAUCAGGAGAAGGAGACAGAGUUUCACAUCCCUGCCUCAGAGAACACGUGCAAGUAG
Megalops cyprinoides (Indo-Pacific tarpon) is the source of this 1037-nucleotide messenger RNA. Its product is annotated as butyrophilin subfamily 1 member A1-like. The transcript is spliced from 6 exons. Bases 303 to 1037 code for a protein of 244 amino acids. Lineage: Eukaryota; Metazoa; Chordata; Actinopteri; Elopiformes; Megalopidae. The record is from RefSeq and is a predicted model, not a curated record.